AUGACUUAUGCGGAUAGGGUCAAGAAUGUGUCCAUUGUAAAAAAGGAAGUUAAUUUCAGGAAGAUGGAUUCAGGAGAGACGAAACCUGAUGCAGAUGUUGUUAUCCCUCGAGAGGUAAUUCGUAAAGUUCAAGAGAAGUUUGUUAAUGUGUUAUAUGGUUACUUCUUGGGUAAUCGGCUGCCAUUCCCUGUUGUUGAGUACUAUGCCAAGAAUGUGUGGGCGAAGUUUGGAUUUACUAAGCUUAUGAUGAACGCUGACGGUUUCUUUUUCUUUAAAUUCGACUCCAAGGAGGGUAUGGCAAAAGUGUUGGAAGGUGGACCUUGGUUGAUCAGGAAGAUGCCGCUGUUUCUUAAUGUCUGGUCCCCGUCCGUUAGUCUUAAGAAGGAAGGAAUCAAAUCUGUGCCGGUUUGGGUAAAGCUCCAUAAUGUGCCUAUUGCUAUCUAUAGUGAUGAUGGAUUAAGCUUAUUAGCUUCUAAGAUAGGGGAACCAAAACGGUUGGAUGGUUAUACGGCUGAUAUGUGCUCGGAGAACUGGGGAAGGAGUAGUUUUGCUAGGGCUUUGGUUGAAAUUAAUGCAGAUCAUGAACUUAAGGAUCGCAUUGUUGUUGCCAUUCCAAAGCUUGACGAGGAGGGAUAUAUCAAUGAAGUAAUUAAUGUGGAAUAUGAGUGGAAGCCUCAGAGAUGCUCGAUAUGUUGCAUAUUCGGGCAUAAUGAUCAAACAUGCAGGAAGAAUGAAAAUAAGAAGAAUGAUACUAAGAAAGCCAAACAAGUAGUAGUGGAUGAUGAUGGGUUUACCGUGGAUAAGAGGAAGGUGGCUCGAGUGGGUGUUGUCCCAAAGAAACAAAAGCAGAAAUUUAUAUAUAAGCCUAAGUAUAAUAAAUCGGACCCGAGCACAUCAGGUACAAAGGAGGUAAAUGGUAACAUGAAGAAGGUGGAUAGUGUUAAAUCUCGUAAUUCCUUUGAAGCGUUAUCGGAAAUUGGUGAGCAAGAACUGAAAGAUGGCAAUGUGUUGAACAAGAACGUGACUAAUAAUACUGGGCAACAAUCUGAGAGGGAUGAUGAGGUGGAGGAGAUUAUUCCGACGGAGACGGCAAACUUCAUGAAGAAUGCUAGUCAUGAUCAGGUUUCUGAGGGGGCAAGCACUCCCGGUCAAAACGGUAUUAAUGGAUAG
Helianthus annuus (common sunflower) is the source of this 1170-nucleotide messenger RNA. RefSeq lists its product as uncharacterized. The record is from RefSeq and is a predicted model, not a curated record. The coding region runs from base 1 to 1170 and encodes 389 amino acids. Lineage: Eukaryota; Viridiplantae; Streptophyta; Magnoliopsida; Asterales; Asteraceae. The transcript has a single exon.